AGUUAGGAGCACAGCUGCCUACGUAGAGCUGGACAGAUCAAGUGUACGAAGCGCUUUUCAUUUGACCUCCGCUCCGGGCAAAUUACUUUUAUUUGAUAUUGGAAUUCUUUUAGAAGAACAUUCGUGGGAAAAAAAACAUAGUUUCCCUCGGAAUACGGAUUUCGGAGGAAAAAAAAAAACAACGCGAAUAAAAACUAGUUUGAAUUGCGUAAUUUUUGGAGCGAGUUUUCGGACUUCACGAUGAGUGCUGUUGUGGCCACUGACGGCCUGUUCUUCUCCGCCUUACAGCCCAGCACCUCGGUCACAACAUAUGCGAUCCCGGCUGAUGACCUCCCCAGGAGAGAUCAGCUAUCGAAAGCCAGACGCGUCCAGCAGCAGGUCCAGCAGCGAAUGGCGGAGAAAUCCUCAUCCUCAUCCCGAAUUAACGCCUCUACAGAAUUUAACGGCCACUCAUCCACUGUGAGAUACCAAUCCAAAAGCCCUGGAUUCAGUUCCAAGUCUCUUAUCUACAAUGGCAACAAAACAAUGACGACGCCCCGACUGUCUCAGUGUGCAGGGGAAUUUUCUUCUCGCUCUGCGGUAGAAAUGGGCACACGGCAGAGAAUAAGCCAUGGUGUGCCCAUGCCUGCCGUAGUGGGCCGCCCAUACAUGUACCACGAUGAUUCACAUCUGAGUGGCUGUUACAACCAGAUGCAAACAUCAGAAUCGAGGACACUGAAUCGGACUGAGCAGGAGAUGUCAGCAAUGGGUGGGCUCACAUUGCAAAGGCAGCCAUCUCCUGUGGCGAACUGGAUGCCGUCCUAUGGCCACAGCCCUUCACCCAACGCGGUGCACAGGCAACGCACCCUCAGUGGGACCCUGGCACGGGAAGGUUUCAACACAGGAUGGAGGGAGGCAGAGUUGGCUAAUCAAUAUUCAUUUAAAGGCCCUUCCCACCGGACCAUCAACCGCAUAAAUAAUCGUCAGGUGCAGCAACAACAGCAGCAAAGACUGAGCGGCAGCUCAAUGCAGUGGCAACAGAUGUCCACUGGGGGCACCAGUCUGAUGGGUGCUGGGCAUUACCAAGGCACCAUGAAGAGAGCAGGGUCUGUGCAUAGUAUGAAGAGUGUCGGUCGCGGUGUAGAUGUUUAUGAUGGAUUGGCUGAUGGAACCGCAGAUGCUCUUGGCGGAAUCCAUAACCUGGACAUGACUACGGCAGUCAGUUACCUCUCUUCCACUGACGUUGCCAUGCAGAUGUUGGGAGCAGCCUACAUACAGCAUCAGUGUUACCACAGCAAUGAAGCCAAGACCAUGGUGCGCAGUUUGAAGGGCAUUUCAGCAUUAGUACAGCUGUUCAGCAGUGAAAACCAGGAGGUGCAGCGCUAUGCGACAGGUGCUACACGCAACCUCAUCUAUGAGAAUAUGGACAACAAGACAGCUCUUAUUGAAGCCGGUGGAAUUAGCAAACUAAUUGGUGCUUUAAGAGAACCAGAUGAUGAACUACGCAAAAACAUCACAGGCAUUUUGUGGAACCUGUCUUCUAAAGACAGUCUGAAGGAGAGGCUGGCUAGAGAAAGUUUGUCUGAGCUGACGGAGAGAGUGCUGGUGCCUCUGUCUGGAGGAGGAGAUGCUGGUGUCAUUCAACAGAGCGCGUCUGAGGCUGAUAUAUUCUUCAACACCACAGGUUGCCUCAGGAACCUGAGCUCAGUGAAUGAAAGAACCAGGCAGCAGAUGCGAGAAACUCGGGGGCUGGUAGACUCUCUGGUCGGAUACAUCGAAAACUCCCUACAGGAGGGGAAAGUGGAGGACAAGGGUGUAGAAAACUGUGUAUGUGUCCUGCGCAACCUGUCGUACCAGCUGUACUCUGAGAUCCCUGCUUCAGUUCAGAUGCGUUUGGAAGGACCCACUCGAGCACAGGACACACGGCACAAUGACCCCAUCGGCUGCUUCACACCACAGAGCAAGAAAGCAAAAGAUAGGAGUCAAGAGCUGUCCACCUUCUCUGAAGUGGCAAGAGUCCCUAAAGGAGCAGAAUGGCUGUGGCACCCUCAGAUAGUCGGUCUGUACAACCGCAUCCUGCAGAGCUGCGAGACAAGCACAGCGACACGUGAGGCAACAGCGGGAGCCCUGCAGAACAUCACAGCGGGCGACAGCAGGUGGGCCUCUGUGUUGAGUCGUGUGGCGCUGGAGCAGGAGCGGAUGUUGCCGGUGAUUCUUGACCUGUUGCGAGGCCCCACGGAUGCUGAGCUCCGUUCUCUCACGGGUCUGCUGAGGAACCUCUCCCGACACUGCAAAAACAAAGCUGAUAUGGCUACCAAAGUGGUGAAUACUCUGGUGAACAAACUCCCCAGUGAUGGAUAUCAGAAAGAACCUUCUAGUGACGUGGUGGUCAACAUCUGUGGGGUUCUCAACAAUCUGGUUACAGGAAGCUCUCUAGCUGCAAGAGAUAUCACUUACUUUGAUGGACUACCCAAGCUGGUCAGCAUUAAGACAUCUCAUGACAACAGUCCUGGGAAGCUGAAAGCAGCUAGGGCCGCCUCUACGGUUCUGUCCAACAUGUUUCAGUACAGCAAACUUCACAGAGACUACAAACAGAAAGGUUUCACAAGACGAGAUUUCACUGAUGCGACCAUCUAAUCUGUGUCCAUGACUCAGUGCUAAACCCAGUGGACAAGAUGGCAUUUGACAUCUAUGGGAUUUUACACAUCUUUACCACCAAAGGGAAUGCGACCAGCCUGCUUCUCUCAAACACACACAUAUUGUGACCAGUAGCGAAGAGAGUGAAUUCUAAUGUUUUUACUAGAGUAUACAUUUUAGUUAACAGCACCCUUAAAGUAUUACAACACGUCAGAGAUGUAGAGGAAUGCUUGUGGAGCACUUAGUCUAACAGACAGGCUGAUAAGCGUGUGUUUGUCAUGGUUGAAUUAAUGCUAUAAGCCUGUUUGAGAGAAGCCAUUAACAUCCAUUAGUUCCAUUACAUACUGCGGUCAAAGACUAAUUCCUUUUCAUCAGACCUGCUUCUUUUACAUAGAUUUGAAGUUUAAGCCUGUCCAGCCUCUCCGUCUUAUCCUAAACAUACAUAUAUAUUAUUUUUUUAUUUUGCACGCAGAUAUUCACAGUUCAUAGGCUAAAAUCAUGACCUUUACAGAAAGAGAGACUGAAGUAGACUGUGAACUAAAAUGUUGUAGUUGUUUAUAACUAAAGAAACAGAUUUGCUUGUUUUGCAAUAAAUAUUUGAGAUUGUUGCUUUUCAUGUAACAUUUGCUGCAGGCUUUUGUAGUUGUUACAGCUAUAAUAGCCUUGGAUUUUGAGUGCAAAUGAGCUUACAAAUAACAUUGCACCUGAAAUAAACCUUUGAACCUAU
Ctenopharyngodon idella (grass carp) is the source of this 3343-nucleotide messenger RNA. It is a transcript of the gene pkp3b, whose product is annotated as plakophilin 3b. Gene Ontology annotation, molecular function: cadherin binding. The transcript has 13 exons. The record is from RefSeq and is a predicted model, not a curated record. Gene Ontology annotation, biological process: cell-cell junction assembly; cell-cell adhesion. Bases 241 to 2616 code for a protein of 791 amino acids. Gene Ontology annotation, cellular component: adherens junction; plasma membrane; nucleus. NCBI's taxonomy places the organism in Eukaryota, Metazoa, Chordata, Actinopteri, Cypriniformes, Xenocyprididae.